Messenger RNA from Stegastes partitus (bicolor damselfish), 576 nucleotides. Its product is annotated as gamma-crystallin M2-like. The transcript has a single exon. Gene Ontology annotation, molecular function: structural constituent of eye lens. Gene Ontology annotation, biological process: visual perception; lens development in camera-type eye. Bases 1 to 576 code for a protein of 191 amino acids. The record is from RefSeq and is a predicted model, not a curated record. Lineage: Eukaryota; Metazoa; Chordata; Actinopteri; Pomacentridae.
AUGAGCUCCAGCGGCAUGAACAUGAUGAGCAAGAUCGUCUUCUACGAGGAGAGGAACUUCCAGGGUCGCUCCUACGAGUGCAUGAGCGACUGCGCCGACAUGUCCUCCUACCUGAGCCGCUGCCACUCCUGCAGGGUGGAGAGGGGCUGCUUCAUGGUCUACGACCGCAGCAACUUCAUGGGCAACCAGUACUUCAUGAGGAGGGGCGAGUAUGCCGACUACAUGAGCAUGAUGGGCAUGAGCGACUGCAUCAGGUCCUGCCGCAUGAUCCCCAUGCACAGGGGCUCCUACAGGAUGAGGAUCUACGAGAGGGAGAACUUCCAGGGCCAGAUGUACGAGCUGAUGGAGGACUGCGAGAACGUCAUGGACCGCUACGGCAUGUCCAGCUGCAUGUCCUGCAACGUGAUGGAGGGCCAGUGGCUGAUGUACGAGCAGCCCCACUUCAGAGGAAGGAUGAUGUACAUGAGGCCCGGAGAGUACAGGAACCUGAUGAGCAUGGGCAUGGGCAUGGGCAUGAGCAACAUGAGCGGCAUGAGGGUCAUGAGCAUGAGGCGCAUCAUGGAUUCCUGCUACUAG